AGCGCUUGGGACGAUUCCAUUAUCAUCGAGUUUAAAAUAAGGCUGUACACCUAGCCGAACCGCCGGCUCUUACACAUUUACAAGUAAAUUGGCGUCUUGUAAACAAAUUAUGCUGCUACUGGCAACGAUGGAUUCGAUUUGUUUUGUCAACAAAUAAUUGAUUUAAGUAUGGGUGCGUCAUGUUCUAAUGGAACCACAGGCACUGUUGACUCCGUGCAGCCGGAAAAAACUCUAACAUUCAAAGAGCUGUUACAGACUUGGACAAGUGACGAAGGGAAUACGGUUGAGUUACCGGUUGAAGAGUUAGUAUAUGAACCUCACCCAGAUGGCAACUUAGUGUUUGGUACAACAGAGAACUAUGAAGUAUUUUUUGAGGAGGUGAAGAAAAAUUCUACAAAUGACCAGCUAUUUGAAGAUGAUGUUUUUCCAGCUGACUCCUCCUCACUUUACUUUGUAGAGAGAGAUUCAAAUGUUGAUGACGUUGAAUGGAAGCGGCCGCAUGAACUGUGUAAUGCCCCUCUACUCCAAGUGGAUGGCAUCAGUAGAGAUGAUGUCAUACAGGGAGCACUCAGUGACUGUUGGUUUCUAGCCUCAUGUGCUGGGGUAGCAAAGCAUAAAGCCUUAAUUUCCAUGGUGGUUAAAGGUGACCAGCCACUCCAUGGUGAGGGGUAUUGUGGGAUUGUUCACUUCCGUUUCUGGCGGUUUGGUAGCUGGGUCGAUGUCAUCAUUGAUGAUCGACUGCCGACGGUCAAUGGAAAGCUUCUUUAUGCGCACUCUAGUAACACCAAUGAAUUCUGGCCAGCGCUUAUUGAAAAGGCGUAUGCAAAGUUAAAUGGAGCAUACGAUGGGCUGAAUGGAGGAAUGGCAUCGGAUGCUAUGGUUGAUUUGACAGGUGGACUAGCAGAGGUGUUUAAACUAAAGCCUGAAAGUGGUUCCGACUUGGAGAUCUUCCGGGAUCUCUACCGGGGAAUUAAGUGCAGUGCUUUCAUGACAUGCUCAAAAAAAGGAGCUUGGCAACUGGCCAACACUGAUGCCCAGGGUAUAGUGUCUGGACAUUCGUAUACUAUUACAGCUGUUAAAUGGGUCAGCCUUGUGGACGAUAGUCAGAUGCCUCUGUUACGUGUGCGUAACCCGUGGGGUAACUCGAGUGAAUGGACCGGUGACUUCAGUGAUGGUUCCCCAGCCUGGAACCGAGUGAAACCUAAUGAUAAAGAAGCUCUAGAUCCUCAAGAUAAAGAUGAUGGUGAAUUUUGGAUUUCCUACCAAGACUUUUGCGGAGAAUUUACUCGAGUGAUCAUGUGCCGACUGGCUGAAAACCAACUGCAAACAGAUCUAAGUUCCCUUCACACGGUGUCCAUUCGUGGUGCAUGGAUUAAGGGUGUGACUGCCGGUGGCUCAAGGAAUGAUAUAGACUCAUUCAUGAUGAAUAAACAGUAUAUAUUAAGGGUUACAGAGGCUGAUGAAUGGAAUUCUGAAGAGGACACAUCUGCUAAAUGGGGGCGCUGUUCAGUUAUUAUUUCAUUGCUGCAAGAAUACAGAAGCUCAAAAAAGAAUUAUGCUGCAAAAAAGGAUAAUAUAGGAUUUGUUGUAUACAAGACCCCAUUGGAGGAUGGUAAACAAGGAGUAAGUAAAGAGGACAUCCUGUAUACACAAGAUAUCGGCACGUCGGGACCGUUCAUCAACCACCGGGAGGUAAACCGUAAGUUUGAUCUUGAUCCAGGUAACUAUGUCAUCAUCCCAUCAACAUUCCAUCCAGGUGAAGUGUCAUCAUUCAUGCUCAGACUUUUCUCAGAGAAGCCCAUUGAAAUUGAGCUUGCUGAGUAAAUGUAUGGCGAAAUGUUGUCUCAUUUCAAGUUUCUUAUUUCUAAUCAUUGUUCGACUGAAAGAAGAAAAGUCUAUUAAAGAGCGUGGUCAUCUGAAGAGAGGAGAGGGAGACAUAGAUUAUGGAUGAGGGCCUCAAAUCUGGUAUAUAUUUACUUAGUUACUGUAUUUUCUUUGCUAUUAGCAAAAAGUAUUCAUUGUCAAGUAGCCACUAAUAUCAUGAUGUGAUAAUUGUAAAAUAUAAUGGUAAUAUCAAUAAUUAUGAAACAUUUUAACAUGGGUGGCCCAUCCAAUAUUCUAAUAUUGUAAUUUAAUCUCUUGUUGUUUUACUGUAUAUUUUGCUUUGAAUAAAUCAGUGGUGUAAAACUCAAUUCUAUGAUAUUGUUGAAUAUUUUUGAAGAUAAUCAUUGCACAGAAACACUCAGGGUUUACUUAAAUUCUUCUCAUGUAUAUAAUAAAAAGAACAUAUUUUCUAUGUCUGAUAAUUACUUAAUUGUUAUGUAGUUCACUUAAGCAAUAUUCUG
Molecule: messenger RNA, 2345 nt
Organism: Anneissia japonica
Lineage: Eukaryota; Metazoa; Echinodermata; Crinoidea; Comatulida; Comatulidae
Product: calpain-A-like
Exons: 13
Coding region: 169-1824 (551 amino acids)
Biological process (GO): proteolysis
Cellular component (GO): cytoplasm
Molecular function (GO): calcium-dependent cysteine-type endopeptidase activity
Source: RefSeq, a predicted model, not a curated record